Molecule: messenger RNA, 1053 nt
Organism: Spodoptera littoralis (African cotton leafworm)
Lineage: Eukaryota; Metazoa; Arthropoda; Insecta; Lepidoptera; Noctuidae
Source: the annotation of a GenBank genome assembly
UUUGAUUUUGAAAGAACACUUUUAGUCUAAUUUUCUCGAAACAAGAGAAUAGCAGCGGUAGUUUUUUCGGUCCAUGACAUUGUCACUGUCUUUUAAUUACAGCAACGUCAAUAAACGUCAAAGCAAACAAUGUUGAUAUUCUUUUCUCAAUAAUAUUUAUAUUUUAUCUUUAAAAUAAUGCUAGGUAAUCUCAAAGAUUUUAUUUCGGUCGUCCAAGAUGGUUUAACAUCGAACAACAACAUACGGCAAACGCUACAAGAAGUUCAGAAAGUAAAAAAUAUUUUCAAAGACAAGCAAAAAGUCGCACACGAAAGCAAAGUUAAUUAUGGUGCUGGUGGUGCAUUGCUGGACAAAUAUCAGGAAGAAUGGGCUAAAAUACACGAGAACGCCGAUACAAAUGCUAAAGCAGCUGAUGAGGUAGACAAAUUAAUACUAGAGUUACACGACGAGGCAAAAAAGCGUUUACAAAGUGCGAAUGAAUUGGCACAGAAUUUGUCUCUAAUCCCUACGUUGACUGCUUCUGUGGCGGAGUGUAUGGACAGCCUGAAGAAUGUGCAAGGAUUGUUGAAGACUGUGGAGGAUGAACUAGUGGAAUUCGAAGAUAUUGUGGAGAGAAGUAAGAUGGAAAACUGGAAAUUAGAUCAUCAUUAUCAUCUGACUAUGUACAAGGAGAAGAAGAUGGCUGCCUUAGAAGAAGUCCGUAAUAAACUGGCAAGGGAAAAUAGUCAGCGGAACUCGGAGAGGGAGAGGCAGCAACUAGCAGAGCUGCAGGCGAGGAGAGAACAGAGCUCCAAUGCAUUCCAACAAGAUGUCGCUAAGUACUUAGCUAGCGGAACUGUUACUAUCAGUCAGCCUUCAACACCAAAAAUAACUUUAGAACAAAUACAGUUAGAUGAUGACAACAGUGACCUGGAGAAAUUCCUCGACAGUUGAUGUGAACCACCUGCAGUGCUGGGACUAUGGUACGGUGAUAUCAGAGCUUGUACAAUUAAGACUAAUGCAUUCUAUUUUAUAUUCCAAAGUUAAUAUAAUAUUUGUUAAAUAUUUUACUAA